AUGCCUGUCAACAGUGGCAGUAAUGUCGACCUCAACAUAUCCGAGACGUCGCUGCAUGUACUGUCGGAUAGUGUCAACGAUCCUCCCUUGCCCUUCGAUCUUGAGGAAUCUUCCGAUGAUACUCAGACUGGUGGGACGAUCAAAUUGGCGGCGCAGCUUGCGAAGCAACGCGAUUGGGACGUGGAUCCCGAGUAUCAGUUGUUCUAUGCGGGAGAUGCAUUGCGGGAGCAGUAUGAGCUGUCAAACGAGGCCACCGACAUCGAGGGAGCUUUGGUUGCCUAUCGACGUGCACAUCAACUUACACCAGACGAUCAUCCAGAAAAGGCAAUCCAACUGAGCCAGCUUGCCUAUUCAUUCAUAUCUUUCUACAUCCGCUCCGAUAGUGUUGAACUCCUGCAGGAGAUUGUGUCCAUAUUUCGCAGCGCUGCGAAGAUAAUGCCCGACGAAUAUCCGAGACGCUCAGCGACGCUAAGCAACUUAGCCCGCACCCUGCGAAUGCGUUACGAUCGGCUUCAUAAUGUCGAAGACUUAGAUGACGCUAUCGGGGUGUAUCAUCAGUCUAUAGAACUCGCGGAUGAGGAUGAUCCGGAAUUACCGGGCAAGUUGGGGAACAUGGGCGGUUGCCUUUAUCACCGCUUCUUGCAUCUGGACGAGCUCGACGAUCUCGAGAGAGCUCUAGAUGCACAACGACGCGCUAUCCUCUUGACUCCUGAUAAUGAUCACGAGCUUCCGCUACGACUCAGUAACUUAGGCGUUUCUCUGUGGACCCGUUUCUACCGCUUGGAAGAACUUGAAGACCUUGAACGUGCUCUAGAGGCCGACAAGCAAUCCAUUCAGUUGACUUCUAAGCAGGAUCCAGAUCUUGCUUGGAGGCUUAACAAUCUUGCCAUCUCCCUGUAUGGUCACUUCAACCUUUUGGGAGAUAUCUCCGACCUACAGGCUGCUCUCGAAGCAAUAGAGAGGUCCGUUGGGCUCACACCUCCUGGUCAUCCCGAACUUCCCUUGCAACUGUGCACAUGGGCUGGCUGCUAUCACCGUCGCUUCGAGGAGCUGGGAGAGCUUGAAGAUAUCACCCGCGCCCUCGAUCUUCUUCACCAAGCCGUUGAUCUCACGCCUGGUGAUGAUCGCAGACUUCCGAGACUAUUGAUCAACGUCGGCGAAACCUUGCGAACUCGCUUCGGGCGCUUGAGGGACCUGAACGACCUUGAGAGCGCCGUGAGCUAUGGCCGUCGGGCGAUUGAUCUCAUACAAAACGGCGACCCGUAUAAGCCGCUCUGGUUACGCGAUCUUGCCAUCUCUCAUCGCACUCGCUUCGAACACAAUGGAAGUGAGGAGAGCUUCAAAGCAGCCGUGGAGUGUUUCAUGGAUGCUACGAAUCAGCCACUAGGUGCUCCAUACUACCGCUUUGAGUGUGCGGAAGCAUGUAUUCGCAUGCUACGUGACCACAGUGCACUCCCUGACCCCAAAUCAUCUCUUCUACUCGCCUUUGAGCGUAUCCUUGAUGUCCUUCCCGAGCUCGUCUGGUUGGGGCAAAGCGUUCAACGUCGAUUCACAGAGUCUGCCCGUGUAGGCGAGUUAGUCAAUGCUGCCGCAUGCGCUGCUAUAGAGGCAGGGGAUACCACGCGAGCAGUGGAAUGGCUGGAGGAAGGCAGAGGGCUUGUGUGGUCGCAGGUCACCUCGAUGCGAACGCCGUUCGAUGAGGUCACAGAACGCCUACCCGAUCUUGCGCUUGCAUUCCAAGCGGCCCAUCAGGAGCUUCAGCUUUCCCAGUCUGACAUUGAUGCUCGUGUAGGAGUAUCUCCCAAGGACAUGGUCUCGCAUGUUCAACGCGAUCUCAACAUCCAAAUGGGUCUGUCAACCGCAGACAAACAUCGGCAGGCUGCCAUACGCUAUGAAAACCUCCUGAAGAAGAUCCGCGAGCACGACGGUUUCGAGAACUUCAUGCGGCCCAUGAAGCUUGCCGAUCUUCAAUCUCUGCCUGCGUUUCCGCGGUUCAACGGGACAUUAGUCUACAUCAACGUGGAUGAAGUUCGUUGCCAUGCGCUGACUCUAACGCGCAUGGGCGGCGUGAAGCUGGUUUCCCUGCCGCAGCUAUCCCAGACGCGCGCCCAUAAGCUUCGCACCCUCUGGACUAAACACGUUGGACUUUCUCGAGCGCAGAGGCGGGGCAUGGUAUCACCUGCGAAAAUGAUAUAUGGGACGGGAAACCUGUAUGGCUUGAUCUUAGGUCGACUAUGGAUGUGGGUUGUGAACCCUAUUCUGCAAGCACUUGGAUAUACUGAACCGCCUCCAGAGAACACGAGGAUGCCACACAUUGUUUGGUGCCCCACGGGUCCUCUAACGCAGGUUCCCCUCCACGCCGCCGGCAUCUACGACGGCUCGGCAUCCGGCCAACACGUUUACGACUUUGUAGUCUCCUCCUAUACGACGUCUUUGUCAACGCUACUGCGUUGUUAUGAGGAGAAAGACAGCAUCGAACCAUGCCCGAGCACUCUGCUCGUCUCCAUGUCGGAUACACCCCGCAAAGGUCUCUCUCCUCUACCACAUGUCCGCGCCGAGACUGCGCGUCUACGCACCUUCCUGCCAGGACACGCCCAGACCGUCCUUGAGAAUGAGGAGGCUACAGUCGAAGCCGUGUCGAACAUCCUCAGCGAGCACGCGUGGGUGCACCUCGCCUGUCACGGCUCGCAGAACUUGAAGAAUCCCACGGCAAGCGCGUUCGAGCUGUACGACAGUGGACUGACACUGUCCGCCCUCAUGGGCAAAGCCUCUACGAAUGCAGAGCUCGCUUUCCUAUCAGCCUGCGAGACCGCAGUGGGCGACCCGUCGAUCCCGGAAGAGUCGGCGCAUCUGGCUGCUGGAAUGCUUGUCAUUGGGUUCAGGGGCGUCGUCGCCACGAUGUGGUCGAUCUGGGACCAGGAUGGGCCUGUCAUUGUGGAAGCGUAUUACAAGAGGCUUCUGGAGUUGCGGGGAUCUGGUUCGCUUGGAACAGGGGAGACCGGCGCUGCAUACGCUCUUCAUGAUGCGGUGAAGACAUUGAGGGAAAAGGUGGGCGAGGACAACUUCGAGCGAUGGGUUCCGUUCGUGCACUUCGGCGCUUAG
This is a messenger RNA of Peniophora sp. CBMAI 1063, 3102 nucleotides long. The record is from the annotation of a GenBank genome assembly. Lineage: Eukaryota; Fungi; Basidiomycota; Agaricomycetes; Russulales; Peniophoraceae.